Molecule: messenger RNA, 1678 nt
Organism: Choloepus didactylus (southern two-toed sloth)
Lineage: Eukaryota; Metazoa; Chordata; Mammalia; Pilosa; Megalonychidae
Gene: SLC16A11
Product: solute carrier family 16 member 11
Exons: 5
Coding region: 285-1628 (447 amino acids)
Biological process (GO): monocarboxylic acid transport; transmembrane transport
Molecular function (GO): monocarboxylic acid transmembrane transporter activity
Source: RefSeq, a predicted model, not a curated record
UGUGUGUGUGUGCGUGUGUCUAAUUCAAUCCCCGUGGGACUCGGCGUCUGGUCUCACCCGCGGCUCGGCGGAUUGGCUGUCUCGGCUCGCCCCCGCCCUCCAUACCCCCCGCGUCCCCAGGUGGCUCAGGCCCCUGUGGUGAUCUCUGUUUACGGAGAGAUCCCGUCCAAGUUCGGCUCCAUCUCUGCGCUCGCUCCUCUCCGCGGCCCCGCCCGCCCGGGAAGCGGGGAGAAAACCAGGCCGAGCCCUUUCCCUCCCCCACCGCCCCGAGAGGUCGGACGGCGAUGACCCCCAAGCUGGCCGGGCCCCCGGACGGGGGCUGGGGCUGGGUGGUGGCGGCCUCCGCCUUCGCAGUGAACGGGCUCUCCUACGGGCUCUUACGCUCCCUGGGCCUCGCGCUCCCUGACCUCGCCGAGCACUUUGACCGAAACGCUCAGGAAACUGCGUGGGUCAGCGCCCUGGCCCUGGCCGUGCAGCAGGCAGCCAGCCCGGUGGGCAGCGCCCUGAGCACCCGCUGGGGGGCGCGCCCCGUGGUCAUGGUUGGGGGCGUCCUCACCUCGCUCGGCUUCGUCUUUUCGGCUUUUGCCCGCAGCCUGCUGCACCUCUACCUCGGCCUGGGCCUCCUCGCUGGGUCCGGCUGGGCCCUGGUGUUCGCCCCUGCGCUCGGGACCCUCUCCCGUUACUUCUCCCGCCGUCGAGUCUUGGCCGUGGGGCUGGCGCUCACCGGCAACGGGGCUGCCUCGUUGCUCUUGGCGCCCGCCUUGCAGUUCCUCCUCGAUACUUUCGGCUGGCGGGGCGCCCUGCUCCUCCUCGGCGCCGUCACCCUCCACCUCACCCCCUGUGGAGCCCUGCUGCGACCCCUGGCCCUCCCCGGCGACCCCCCGGCUUCGCCCCGCGGGCCCCUCGCUGCCCUCGGCCUGGGUCUCUUCACUCGCCGGGCCUUCUCGGUCUUCGCUCUGGGAACCGCCCUGGUGGGGGGCGGGUACUUCGUGCCUUACGUACACUUGGCCCCCCACGCUUUAGAUCGCGGCCUGGGGGGUUACGGGGCAGCGCUUGUGGUGGCGGUGGCUGCGGUGGGGGACGCGGGCGCCCGGCUGCUCUGCGGGUGGCUGGCGGAUCAGGGCUGGGUGCCCCUGCCCCGGCUGCUGGUGGUGUUCGGGUCUCUGACCGGGCUGGGGCUGCUGGCGGUGGGACUGGUGCCGGCGGUGGGGAGCGAGGAGGCCUGGGGGGGUCCCCUGCUGGCCGCUGCCGUGGCUUAUGGGCUGAGUGCCGGAAGUUACGCUCCGUUGGUUUUCGGGGUGCUCCCGGGCCUAGUGGGCAUCGGAGGUGUCGUGCAGGCCACGGGGCUGGUGAUGAUGCUGAUGAGCCUCGGGGGGCUCCUGGGGCCUCCCCUGUCAGGCUUCCUCCGGGAUGAGACGGGAGACUUCACAGCUUCCUUCCUGGUGUGCAGCUCCUUCAUCCUCUCCGGCAGCUUCAUCUACAUGGGGCUCCCCGGGGCGCUGCCCCCCUGCGGUCCAGCCUCACCUCCCUCCACCCCUCCUCCUGAAAAGGGGGAGCUGCUCCCAGUUCCUCAGGUGGCCCUGCUCUCCCCAGGAGGCCCUGGCCCCACUCUGGACACCACUUGUUGAUCAUUUUCUUGUUGGAACCCCUCCCCCCAAUAAAAAAGUCUAUUGUUUUA